Molecule: messenger RNA, 1575 nt
Organism: Thelazia callipaeda (thelaziosis nematode)
Lineage: Eukaryota; Metazoa; Nematoda; Chromadorea; Rhabditida; Thelaziidae
Source: the annotation of a GenBank genome assembly
AUGACGCAAGAUAUUGAAAAAGCAACAAAAUUAUUAGCUCAAGAAUUGCUUGUUCCAGUGUUUAUGGCACCUUUUGUUAUUGGAUACUAUACUUUUUUAACAUAUGAAAGCUCGGGAUAUCUUGGACCAUUGACCAUUUAUACAUAUUUCACGUUUGCAACUGUGAUUAACCGACUUUUACUUUCUCCAGCCGUAUCACUGAUUAAUGAGCAAGUCAAAAAAGAAGAUGAAUUUAGGUUACGUCAUCUACAAGUCCGUAUUAAUGCUGAAUCAAUAGCAUUUUAUCAGUCGGGAUUAAUUGAAAAUGUAUUAACCAAUAAAAAGUUGAAAUCAUUGAUCAGAACUCAAAAAAAGUUGGUGGAAUGGCGUUUUGCGUUAAACUUAGUAACAACUGCUUUUGAUUAUUUUGGAGGAACAUUAAGUUAUCUAAUUAUAUCAGCUCCCAUAUUUCUUACCCAUAAUUACGAUGAGUUAACUGGCAUUGAACUUUCCGGUGUUAUCAGUCGGAAUGCAUUUUAUUAUUUAUAUUUGAUCUACAAUUUUACUCGUUUGAUUGCACUUUCGGAGGUAAUCGGUGAAAUGGCUGGAGUAACUCAUAGAAUUAUUGGAUUAUAUGAAGAACUGGUAAGAUUGCAUAUUGACAGAUUAGAAAUAGAUCGACCGCCAUCGACUGUUCCAUCUUCAGUGGUGAUAAUUGCUUCAGAUGAUUCUGAAAAAGCAAAUGCUAUUCCGAAUCGAAAGAUUGAAGAGUUAUAUGGCAAACAGGGACACUUACUGGAACUUGAACCAGAUGAUGAAGAAGUUGAAUUUCUUUUACAGCGAGCAGAAGAAGGUCGUGAUAGAGAAGAUCCAGAAUGGCCUGAUGAUGGUAUUGCUAUGACACUUGAUUCAGUAACCAUUGCACAUCCAAAUGAUUCAUCAUUACUUUUGAUCUCUAAUUUAUCGAUGCAACUCAUUGAAGGUAAAAAUUUACUGAUUACUGGUGAUAGUCAUGUUGGAAAAACUUCACUGUUAAGAGUAUUUGCUGGAUUUUGGAAAUGUGUUACUGGUAAACUGGAAAGGCAUUGGAAGAUGAGUCCAGUAACAUUCUACUUUGUUCCACAAAAGAUGCAUUUUCCAAAUGGUGGCUGUAGUUUGCGUCAGCAGUUGGUUUAUCCGUUAAAAGCUUUAUCUCUUGAAAAAGAAGCAGCACGUCUAGCGCAAAUUUUAGAAUGGGUGAAGUUGGAAUAUUUGUUGCAGCGUUGUAAUGGUUUGGAUACACCAGUGGAAUGGAAUUGGUCAGAAACGCUCUCACCAAGUGAGCUACAAAGACUUUCAUUUGGUCGAGUUUUGUAUCACAGACCUCGGAUAGUUUUUUUAGAUGAAGCAACUAGCGCUGUUGGCUUUGAAAUGGAAAUGUCACUUUACCGUUUGCUCAAAGAAGAGCGUAUUUCAUACGUUUCAAUAGGACAUCGAUUCUCAUUGAAGCAAUAUCAUGAUAUGGAAUUGCAUCUGAAUGGCCAUGGUGAAUGGACGUUAAAUGAUAUCGAAUCAAUGAGUAUUCAUAGUCGUCCUGCAAGUUUUAUUAAUAAUUAA